Molecule: messenger RNA, 1436 nt
Organism: Tupaia belangeri chinensis (Chinese tree shrew)
Lineage: Eukaryota; Metazoa; Chordata; Mammalia; Scandentia; Tupaiidae
Gene: XG
Product: Xg glycoprotein (Xg blood group)
Exons: 12
Coding region: 547-1185 (212 amino acids)
Biological process (GO): homotypic cell-cell adhesion; positive regulation of neutrophil extravasation; T cell extravasation
Cellular component (GO): plasma membrane
Source: RefSeq, a predicted model, not a curated record
AAAAGCAAAGACUGCCCCUGAGGUCCACGCAGUUACCUUUGCAUUCGCUCGUCAUCGGCUGUCAUGGAGCCAUCGUCACCACAGACAGCUCUCAGGAAGGACCCUGGUGGGCGGUGUCUUCCCUGGUUCCCAGCUGGUGCCUUUGAACCUGCCGGGGCCCCCACGCCCACGCCCACGGAGCAGUUACGGAGCAGGUGUGCCAGCCUCCUCCACAGUCCAGGAUGCUCAUUGGUGCUUGCUCACCACCCCGGUUUCCUCGUCCUCCUCGGGGGUGUGCACUGGCUGGGACAGCUCUAGGCAGCCCUGGAGCAGGCAUGCACUCGUCCGCGAGUUCCUGGCUGUAGAGUUCGGAAUCUAAACUCCCAAGCCAUUUGCUUCUGGCAAAGCGAUGAGAGUGGAGUUCAUAUUUUCCACUUAAAGACAUCGCCUCUCUUCCUCCCAAGCUGGGACACGGGAAGUCAACAAGCCAAGGGCGGGUGCCCGCGUCUCGCAACCCUGUUGGCUGGGGCGUCCACUGACGAUUGUUCCAUCGUCCUGAACUGAACAAUGGAGCCCUGGUGGGGACUCUCUCCGCUUUUGCUCCUGUGUUUUCUGACAUACGUGCGAGGUCAAGGAGACUUUGACUUGGCAGAUGCCCUCGAUGACCCUGAACCCACCAAGAAACCGAGCUCAGGAAUCUACCCAAAACCGCCAUAUCCACCCCAACCUGGACGUCCAGACAACAGUGGAGGAAUCUACCCGAAACCACCGUAUCCACCCCAACCUGGACAUCCUGACAACGGCGGAAACAUCUACCCAAAGCCCAAGCCACCAUCUUACCCGCAGCCUGGCAAUCCUGGCCACGGCGGAGGUUACUACAAUGACGAGGACCGGAAUGACGGACGCUACCCGCCCAGGCCCCGACCCAGACCACCUGCAGGUGGCGGAGGUGGUGGCCAUGCUGGCUAUGACAACUAUGGGAACACACAUGGUGGAGGGGGCUAUCGACCCAAGACGCGUUAUGGAAGCGCAUACGGUGGAGAUGGUCACGCAACUUACGGAAACCCCCAAGGGAACACCGUGGCGAGCAUCGUGUCUCCGAUCGUAUCCGUGGUGGUGGUCACCCUCGUGGGAGCGGCAGUCAGCUACUUCAAACUCAACCGGAGGAGGAAUUGCUUCCGGACUAAUGAACCAGCACACGUCUGAAAACCCACGUGCCCUGUGGCUUUGAGAAAAGUCCGAUCCAGAGAAGAAAUCCGCGUUCCGCUUCCGGGCGAAGCUCUUUUUAUUCUUGGCAAAAUCCCCCGAGCUAAAGGGCCUUCUCUUCUUUUUGAAGGACUUGAAAAAGAUUCCCUAACUUGUGUGGUGGUGGUGGGGUCCUAACAAUAGGUUCGUCUGGGGGCCAGCAAAUGGCGUGGUGGUCAGGAGCUGGGCUCCCACAUAGCCAACUGUACGGU